Molecule: messenger RNA, 330 nt
Organism: Medicago truncatula (barrel medic)
Lineage: Eukaryota; Viridiplantae; Streptophyta; Magnoliopsida; Fabales; Fabaceae
Exons: 1
Coding region: 1-330 (109 amino acids)
Source: RefSeq, a predicted model, not a curated record
AUGGGAAGAAAUAGUGGUGAAUUAGGUCCUAAGAUAGUGCAAAUUGAAACACGAUAUGUACAAACUGAUGCAGUGAACUUCAGAGACGUUGUUCAAAGCCUUACUGGAAAAAAUUCCUCCACAGAUUGGAUAGGUCGAGGAACAAAUGCCGGCACCGCUGCGGCCGCUGCAGCUUCAGAGAUUAAAGGAGGACAUAUCAAGGUAGAGGAAGUGGCUAUUGAUACAACUUCAACUGCUAAGUUAAUGAUGAUGAGCAACAUGUCCUUCAAAGAUCUUGAAAGGUUGUUAGAGAUGCCUCCACUUCAAAUGGAAGAGAUGUUAUGGUUAUAA